AUGACUGCGUUAGAUGCAAGCAGUCAACAAGGAUCGAUGGCUGAAACUAACAAUGUGCAACGAACCGAUUCCGAUACAGCUGUAACAAAUGACGCGAAUGUUGUAUUCUCAGCCGGUAGUGUCGUUGAAUGCCAGACCGCACUCUCAACUCGCAUCACCGGUCAGGUGCUCAGCUACGAUCAGCCCACUCGAUUACUUCUUAUCAAAGACACCUCAUCUGGACCAAAACCUUUGCUACGACUUGUGAAUUUAGCUCUGGUGGGAAAAGUUUGUUAUGUUCGUGAUAGGACACCGGAAUACGUGCCUUAUUCAAAUGGAUCUGCGACACAGCAACAAGUGCAGGAACGUAUGCGUAAAGCUGAAGCACGUAAAUUGGCCUCGAUUCUACAUACAACUGUCUCUUUAGAAGGACAACGUAUAUUCUUACACUUGAGAAAAACAUUGGAUGAAGUGAAGUGGCAAGACGAAAAUAUAUUGGUGUUAGAUCGUGUUUUGGUACGUCCACCAUAUACAGUUGAAUCUGUUGGUACUAUUGGUGAUUCAUCUACNAAUACACAUGCUAAAGAACACGUUUGCAAAAUUUUGGCGAAAUAUCAUUCGGCUGACCAGUCUCGUUGUUCGAGUGAUGAUGCUCCAGCAGAUCCAAUGCCAUCACGUUGA
Anisakis simplex (herring worm) is the source of this 660-nucleotide messenger RNA. NCBI's taxonomy places the organism in Eukaryota, Metazoa, Nematoda, Chromadorea, Rhabditida, Anisakidae. The record is from the annotation of a GenBank genome assembly.